AUGGGGGCAAUGAAUCUCCGACGUAGCCUAUCUCCUUUACACGCAGAAUGUGAAGCGCUGAUUUGGGCAAUGGAGUGCAUGAAGACCCUACAGUUCUCAGAUGUAGUUUUUGCAACGGACUGCUCUCAGUUGGUGAAGAUGGUGUCCUCACCUGAAGAAUGGCCAGCAUUCACUACGCACAUGGAGGAAUUUCGCCGUAGUAAGACUUUCUUCCCUAAUUUCAAGAUCCGACAUAUUCCAAGGGCGCAAAACACAAUGGCGGACAAGCUUGCUCAUGGGGCAAGGAGUUCACCUUCAGCUAUGUUAUAUGUCGAUUCGAUACCUCCGGUUUGGCUUUCCGAACCGGUGGAAUUACGUUAG
Raphanus sativus (radish) is the source of this 360-nucleotide messenger RNA. RefSeq lists its product as uncharacterized. NCBI's taxonomy places the organism in Eukaryota, Viridiplantae, Streptophyta, Magnoliopsida, Brassicales, Brassicaceae. Bases 1 to 360 code for a protein of 119 amino acids. Gene Ontology annotation, molecular function: RNA-DNA hybrid ribonuclease activity; nucleic acid binding. The record is from RefSeq and is a predicted model, not a curated record. The transcript has a single exon.